AUGGAAACACGCGAAGCUCCAAAGCCAUCGCCUAGCCGAAGCCAUUAUGGAUGGGUUUGUCGAAACCCAACUGAACCCCGAGAAGAGAAUCGAUUGGCGAGUCAAAGGGAACAGUUAGCGAAGAACAGGGCAAAGAUCAAAUCCAUCCUUAGACCGCUGUUGUUCUGUGCCAAAUAUGGGUUGCCGCUAAGAGGACAUCGAGACCAUGGAGACCUCAAGGCUGGAGAAAAUGCCACAAGUAGAGUAUUCCGGGGCCUCCUUCGGCUGCUGUCUGGGAGCGGAGACGUCACCCUGCAGGAACACAUACAAACCGCAAGUAGAAACGCCAACUACUUCUCCCCCCGAAGUCAAAACGAGCUGCUUGACUGUUUACGAGAAGAAGUAGAGGAAAUUAUCAUCUCAGAAAUAAAAGCACAAGAGUUUGGUGCCAAGUACUGCAUUAUGGCAGACGAGGUCACGGAUAUCUCAAACUGGGCACAUUUAGGCAUAGCCGUUCGGUAUCGCAAAGAUGACAAGCCAGUGGAGCGACUUCUUGGGUUUGAGUCUUGUUCAUCUAUAACAGGGGAAGCAAUCAGCAAUACAAUCAUUACCUUUUUGAAGAACAAGGGCCUGGACGUACUUCAGAUGCGCGGCCAGAACUAUGAUGGCGCAGCGCUGGUCCACUCUUUAAAGAUACCAAUGGUGUUCAGUAUGAUGGAGAACCUGGCUGCUCUUGACCGCUUUUUCAACAACUCUCCAAAGCGAACAAGGGCACUAGAAUAUGAAAUUGAAAAGUUCACCUCAAAUUUGGAGGAGAGUAUGAAAAAGAAAAGGGUGAAGGCCCUCUGUCAGACAAGAUGGGUGAAGAAGCACCAGAUUUUCCAGGACGUUCAUGACAUGUACGAGUCCAUCGUCAACUGUCUCGACCAGAUGGUAGAAGACAACACGUUGAAGUGGGAGACCCUCACAGAGGCUUCUGGUUUCCUUAACACUGUAACCAGCUCUCCGUUUCUGGCAGCAUUUGAGACAGUUCGUUUUUCAUUCCGAUACACACACGACUUGGCUACGUUACUCCAAGGGAAAAGCCUUGAAAUUUUAUCAGCAUUUGAGGUUGUCAGAAAGGCGGAGGCCCUGAGAGAGGCGUUGCGAGAUAGUGAUAUGGUGUUUGCGUCCAUUUGCGCUGAGAUGGCCAAGAAAGCAAAAGUGGCUAAUGCCGAGAUCUCGAUACUGUCAACUCUUGGUUUGGCUCUCAUUCCACAACACCUCGAUCAUCUACUUGGUGGGAAAGCGGCCGAGCUGGGGACACACUAUUGGGAUGAUCUCCCAAAUCCAGAGGGUUUUAAUGGAGGAAGCGGCUAG
Nematostella vectensis (starlet sea anemone) is the source of this 1338-nucleotide messenger RNA. RefSeq names its product 52 kDa repressor of the inhibitor of the protein kinase. The record is from RefSeq and is a predicted model, not a curated record. The coding region runs from base 1 to 1338 and encodes 445 amino acids. NCBI's taxonomy places the organism in Eukaryota, Metazoa, Cnidaria, Anthozoa, Actiniaria, Edwardsiidae. The transcript has 6 exons.